Trichobilharzia regenti is the source of this 2012-nucleotide messenger RNA. NCBI's taxonomy places the organism in Eukaryota, Metazoa, Platyhelminthes, Trematoda, Strigeidida, Schistosomatidae. The record is from the annotation of a GenBank genome assembly.
AUGCGUGAAUGCAUCAGUGUACAUGUCGGCCAGGCCGGAGUUCAGAUGGGAAAUGCUUGCUGGGAGUUGUAUUGCCUAGAACAUGGUAUCCAACCUGACGGACAGAUGCCAAGCGAUAAGACUAUCGGUGGAGGAGAUGACUCGUUUAACACGUUCUUCAGUGAAACAGGGGCUGGAAAACACGUUCCACGAGCAGUGUUUGUAGAUCUGGAGCCAACUGUCGUAGACGAAGUGCGAACUGGGACUUACCGUCAACUAUUCCAUCCAGAACAACUGAUAACUGGAAAGGAAGAUGCCGCGAAUAACUACGCAAGAGGUCAUUAUACCAUCGGGAAAGAAAUAGUAGACUUGGUCCUGGAUCGUAUUCGCAAAUUAUCUGACCAAUGCACAGGGUUACAAGGUUUCCUCAUUUUCCAUUCAUUUGGUGGAGGCACUGGAUCUGGGUUCACAUCUCUACUGAUGGAGCGUCUGAGUGUUGAUUACGGCAAGAAGUCCAAGUUAGAAUUCGCUGUGUACCCAGCACCUCAAAUCGCCACUGCCGUAGUGGAGCCAUACAAUUCAAUUUUGACAACACAUACGACUCUAGAACACUCAGACUGUGCAUUUAUGGUGGACAACGAAGCUAUAUAUGAUAUUUGCAGACGUAACUUAGAUAUCGAACGUCCUACUUACACGAACCUCAACCGGUUGAUUGGCCAGAUUGUCAGUUCCAUCACGGCGUCUCUACGUUUCGACGGUGCACUUAAUGUGGAUUUGACGGAGUUUCAGACAAACUUGGUUCCUUAUCCACGUAUCCACUUCCCCUUGGCCACCUACGCACCCGUCAUUUCAGCAGAGAAGGCGUACCAUGAGCAGUUGAGCGUCGCAGAGAUCACCAAUGCUUGUUUCGAGCCGGCCAAUCAAAUGGUGAAGUGCGACCCCCGUCACGGGAAAUACAUGGCGUGCUGUAUGCUGUAUCGUGGUGAUGUGGUUCCUAAGGACGUGAAUGCAGCUAUUGCUACCAUCAAGACAAAGCGUACAAUUCAGUUUGUGGAUUGGUGUCCCACUGGUUUCAAGGUUGGCAUCAACUACCAGCCCCCGACCGUCGUUCCAGGUGGUGACUUAGCCAAGGUACAGCGUGCUGUUUGCAUGUUGAGCAACACGACGGCGAUCGCUGAAGCUUGGGCUCGUCUGGACCACAAAUUCGACCUGAUGUAUGCUAAGCGUGCCUUUGUUCAUUGGUACGUUGGGGAAGGUAUGGAAGAAGGUGAGUUCUCUGAGGCUCGUGAGGACUUGGCUGCGUUGGAGAAAGAUUAUGAGGAAGUUGGUGUUGACAGUGUUGAUGGGGAAGGUGAGGGUGAAGGAGAGGAGUACUAAAGUUCUUCCCCAGUUAAUGUUGUUUCCCGUUACUUGUUCUUAAUACAUUUUACACGUUAAAGUUGUUUUUAUUGUAACUGAGACGUCAGGUUCCGUGUUCUGUAGUCGUAGGUAUGUUCUAAUUGGGUGAGUUAAGUGACUUACGUCAUCUCACUUGGUUCGCAUACAUGGCGUGUUCGUGCGCGUCCACAUCGUAUACGUGAGAUAUAUCGCGUUCAACCCAAUGGCUGUUGUAGCUGUUCGAGUGGCCGUUUUAUUAUUUCCGCAGGGUAACUUGGAGUUUUAUUUGGAGGGUAUUCGCUUCUCAUUGGAAUGGUUCUACAUGUUGUCAUGAGAUAUGGUUCCUGACUCCGCCGGAGUGUAAGGUGAAGUUGGAAGAGUUAGGUAGUGGGGACUCGUGUUCUUACCAGGAUGUCACGAGUCCAAAUACGGUUGAUUUCCUCGAGGGCCUCGUACGCUGGACGGCUGUGUAUCAUGUGCAAUCAUUGAUGGCGAUGUCGAUGGGUCGCCUUUUUUUGAGUGGUACAUCUACUACGUCAGCUGGUGGACCGACUUAGUGUAGGACAGCGUGACUGUCGAGGGGUCCUGCGCAAUACAAGUCGUUUUAACUUCUGAUGGCGUGUGAGAGAAUCUACUAGGAUUAAAGCAACGAUUAU